This is a messenger RNA of Somion occarium, 340 nucleotides long. The record is from the annotation of a GenBank genome assembly. Lineage: Eukaryota; Fungi; Basidiomycota; Agaricomycetes; Polyporales; Cerrenaceae.
AAUAUGGAGGUUGGAGACCAAGAUCAUGUUCAAUGUCCAUGUGACACGUGUGCGUGACAAAUGUCACAGGCGUUUCCAUCACCACGGCAAGUUGAGGAGUCUUUUGUUUUCGUUUUGCGACCUCUUUCAAUCCUCAUCCUUGUCCGAAACGUUGUCCUUGAAAAGCCACGGGUUCCUUGAGGACCCACUCACGCUCCUUAUUGACUUACGCUCACAAAGCAUAUACCAUUCGAUCAGAAACCACCAUGGACUCUAGAGGUUUCCCCGUCGACCACUCCCAUGCUCAUAUGCGUCUUCACAAACGCCAUUACCGCCGUCAACAGAAGGUCGACGACGACGA